This is a messenger RNA of Caenorhabditis elegans, 1488 nucleotides long. It is a transcript of the gene T28C12.1, whose product is annotated as Major facilitator superfamily (MFS) profile domain-containing protein. Gene Ontology annotation, molecular function: transmembrane transporter activity. Gene Ontology annotation, biological process: transmembrane transport. The transcript has 7 exons. Gene Ontology annotation, cellular component: vacuole; membrane. NCBI's taxonomy places the organism in Eukaryota, Metazoa, Nematoda, Chromadorea, Rhabditida, Rhabditidae. Bases 35 to 1459 code for a protein of 474 amino acids. The record is from RefSeq and is marked reviewed.
AGAAUUCAUUCUUCGCAUCUCCCUUAUUUUCAAAAUGACGCAGAUCAUUCUGUCCGAAAAGAUUGAAGCCGAGAAGCGAACAGAUUGGAGAUCCAUGUGGAUUGCCAUUGUUAUGCAGUUUGUAGUAGGUGUUCAAAUUUCUGUAUAUUACAUGUCAAUGUGGCCAUAUUUGAGUGGACUUGAUAAAACAGCAGAUUUUGAUUUUCUUGGGUGGGUUGUUGCGUCUUGCAGUAUUGGUUGUACAAUUGCUAAUCCAAUUUAUGGAUACUGGAAUCAAAAGACAAUGUCUGUGAAAUGGCCUGUUAUCACUGGUUUCCUAAUAGCAGCUGUUGGUCAAUUAUGGUACGCACUUUUGGGCUUUUUCGGAAAUGUGAAAUGGUUCAUGUUAUGUGCUCGAUUCUUGACUGGCCUUGGCGUUGGAAAUAUAGCAGCUCUUCGAGUUUAUGCAGCAAUGGCAUCUACGCCAAAAGACAGAAUGAGAGCCAUAUCUUUCGGGACCGGAGGCUUCGUUCUCGGUUUUUCAUUUGGACCUGUUAUCUCGUCAAUCUUCACUCCACUCGGUGAAGAAGGUAUCCAAUUUGGAGGUUUCAUUUUGAACAUGUACACAAUUGUCUCUUACUUGAUGGUUUUGAUUUGCCUGUCAGCUUGUUUGGUUGUAUACUUAUUCUUCAAAGAAAGUUACGCUGGAAUAGUGACAAAAGAGGAAAAAGAGAAGGAUGAAGUGGAAGUUCCAAUGUUUGAUAUCCCAGCUUCCCUAAUUUGUAUUUACCUUUUCAUGAUUGUCAACAUGACUGCGACCAAUAUCGAAGUAAUGUCUUCUCCUUUGACCACAGUUCUAUAUGACUGGAAGGAUAGUGACUCAAUAUUCUACAAUGGAAUAGCACUAGCCAUUAGUAGUGCAAUUUCAGUGGCAUUCAACAUUGCUCAAGGAUCAACGCGAAUCGGAAGAAUUGACAAAAGGAAGCAAAUGUUAUUUGGACUAACAUUUUUCCUUCUCUACCAGCUUUUCAUGUAUCCAUGGGGAUUCUACUCUGGACCUUUGAACUUUUUACCUAAAGGAGUUGAAACAAAAGUCGCCGGAGGAUGUUAUUCGGAGUAUCUCUGGUGUAAUGACACAACUCGUGUUCCACUUUUCAUAUAUUUAUUCUGCUUUAUUGUUUUCUUUGGUGUUGCGUUCCCAUUCGUAGAGACACCUGCUCCAGCACUGUUCUCUGAAAUCUUAGGGCCAAGGAAACAAGGCACAAUGCAGGGAUUCUUCUCGUUCGGGGGAAGCCUUGCCCCAGUUAUUGCUUCUAUUUCUUCCACAGCAAUAUUCAAAUACAGCGGGUAUCGUUACGUGAUUGUUCUCCAAGCAUCAACUCUUCUUGUUGCCAUAGUUUUAAUUUUGAUAUUUUACAAAAGACUAGUUCCACUAAAAGUGGUCAAGAAGUGCAAAGAUUCGUCAUCGUCAAUGUCAUGAAAAUACUUUUUUCUCAUUCAUUCAUGUUU